Molecule: messenger RNA, 1286 nt
Organism: Nanorana parkeri
Lineage: Eukaryota; Metazoa; Chordata; Amphibia; Anura; Dicroglossidae
Gene: RIMKLA
Product: ribosomal modification protein rimK like family member A
Exons: 5
Coding region: 108-1241 (377 amino acids)
Biological process (GO): protein modification process
Cellular component (GO): cytoplasm
Molecular function (GO): metal ion binding; ATP binding; ligase activity, forming carbon-nitrogen bonds
Source: RefSeq, a predicted model, not a curated record
CAGGCCUUCUGAGGCUGACCUUGCUGUAUUUUGGUGCACAGUCUUGCUUUUGUCCUUUUUUUUCUCAUUUUUUUGCACUAGCCUGCUCAGGCAGGACUGUUUCCACCAUGUGUUCCCAGCUCUGGCUACUGACAGACAAAAAUAUCCUGGAGGAUUACCCACAGAUGCGCAUCCUGGAGGCACUGAGGCAGCGAUGUCGAGACCAAGAGGUGGACUUCAGACUGGUGUUAAUGGAUCAGAUCGCCCUCACUGUCAUUGAUGGCAAGCUGGGCUUGCAGAUUGAUCAGAAGACAGUGACCUCUUAUCCUCAGGUUAUACUGGUUCGGGUCCCAACUCCUACCGUGCAGUCGGAUAGUGAUAUAACCGCUCUGCGACACCUUGAGAAACUGGGCUGCCGUCUAGUGAAUCGCCCUCAAGCUAUUCUAAAUUGCAUAAACAAAUUCUGGACGUUUCAGGAGUUAGCUGGCCAUGGAAUUCCUCUGCCCGAUACAUUCUCCUAUGGUGGCCAUGACGAAUUUUCAAAAUUGAUAGAUGCUGCAGAUCCGCUUGGGUACCCUGUGGUUGUGAAGAACACUCGAGGGCAUCAAGGCAAAGCAGUGUUUCUCGCACGGGAUAAACAUCACCUGCUAGACAUAUCUCACCUGGUACGCCAUGACGCUCCAUAUCUGUUUCAGAAGUACGUGAAGGAAUCACAUGGGAAAGAUGUGCGUGUGGUCAUUGUAGGUGGACAGGUGAUCGGAUCCAUGCUCCGCUGUUCUACAGAUGGCAGGAUGCAGAGCAACUGCUGCUUAGGCGGAGUGGGUGCCACCUUCCCUCUCAGUGAACAAGGAAAAGUGUUAGCUAUGCAAGUGUCUAGCAUCCUGGGAAUGGAUAUAUGUGGCAUCGACCUUCUCCUGAACGACAACGGUUCCUUUGUGGUCUGCGAGGCUAAUGCAAACGUCGGUUUCACUGAAUUCGACCAGGCCUGCCAGCUAGAUCUUGGCGGCAUUAUUGCAGAUUACGCAAUAUCUCUCCUCCCCAGCGGAGCAUCCAAAGAGGCGCCUGGGAUCCCCACUGCACCCGGCCCUCCAGAGAUCGCCGAGAUGCAACCAAGCGCGUCCACCAGCUCAUUCAAUGGCAGCGAUGGAUCGAGCUGUAGCCACGGUGUCUGUGACGUCAAGGAAAUCAGGGAUUUAAACCACGUGCCAAAGCCAUGCAAAUCUGCACUGACAGAUGGCGUCUGUGAUGGCGUCACAGAGUAAACCAACUACCUCUUAAUUUUCAAUGUAAUUGAAUGCAAUCAUCGG